AGGACCCCAGAGGCUGCCAAACGAAUCCAUGGCGUUUGUGUUGGCUAAUGUGUGGUAUUCUAGUGCAAGUUGAAGUUGAAUGUUGAUUAGAAACGUACACCUGCGAUACUGAAGAUUCGUUAAAGUGAAAUACGUCUUCCUGGUAACACAAAGUUUGGACCAGACACCAGUCAUGACUGACACCGAUAAGAGACCUUCGGGUGGAGAUACUUCCAGUAAAAACCCGAACGAGGAGAAGAAAGAAAACGAGAAAAAGAAGCGAUCUCGGGUCAAACAGUUACUGGCAGAUGUCAAAAAACAAGUUGAGUUCUGGUUUGGCGAUGCAAACCUCCACAAGGACAGAUUCCUGAAUCAACUCGUCAACGAGUCGAGGGAUGGAUAUGUAGACAUAUCAGUGCUAACAACAUUCAACCGAAUGAAGAAGCUCACUACAGAUGUGAAACUGAUUGCCAGAGCAUUGAAAAACUCAUCCAGGGUGGAGGUCAACCUAGAAGGAACCAAAGUUCGUAGGAAACGUCCACUUGGGGAGGAUCCUAAGGACGUGGACCAGCGCACCGUUUAUGUGGAACUUCUGCCCAAGGAUGUGACCCACAGCUGGAUAGAGCGUGUGUUCAGCCAUUGCGGUAGCAUUGUGUACAUCAGCAUCCCCCGGUACAAGUCCACAGGGCAGCCUAAAGGAUUCGCCUUUGUGGAGUUUGAGACUGUGGAACAGGCCCUGAAAGCCAUAGAGGUGUUGCACAACCCCUCUGAGGAUGCCCCGUGCAAGCCUGGCAUGUUCCCCAAGACCAAGAAGAACAAACCCCUGCCCCGGGCACCAGGUGAGGAUUCCACACGAGAGGACGAGGAGGAGGAGAAGAAGAAAAAGAAGAAGAAGAAGUCCCGCAGUGGGAGGAGGGAGAGCGGCCCGCAGCCCGCCGCCAUGGAGACCACGGACUCCGCCAAUCAACAGGAGGAGAAGGGCGGCCAGGCAGAGGCCGCAGACGUGAAGAGCCAGCCGCUGCCACCGGGCGGCGCCGACGACGCGGGUGCGGGCAGGGAGGGAGACGCUCAGACAAAAGCCCUCGCCAAGCGUGCGGAGAAGAAGAGGCGGCGGUCGCAGAGCACGGAGGGGGCAGACGACAGCAGCAGCGGGCAGGACGGCAUGCCCGCCAAGAUGAGGAAGCUGGACGAAGAGUCCGAGGGCGACAUGAAAGGUGAAAGCGAGCAGCAGGACGGUGGGGACGAUAAGAAGGACGACUCCCUGCUGAAGGCCAAGAGGAAACGCAAGAAGAUGCACAAGGAGCGGCUGAAGAUCGGAGAAGAGGUCGUCCCUCUCAGGGUGCUCUCCAAGAGGGAGUGGUUGGAGCUGAAGGAGCAGUACCUGCAGCUCCAGAAGACCAGCAUGGCCGCCCUCAAGAAGUCCAUGAAUGAGAUCACGCCCAGAACCAGAACAGAGGCCGCCAUGGAGUGUGACGCCUCCGCUCCCUCCUCCGCUCCCGCCAUCGUCGCCCCCGCCCGCCACAAGCACGACCAGAACAACGGUGAAGAGGGCAGUAAGGAGACUCCUAAAGGCCCUCAGUUUGAGAGUGGGCAGAUUAUCAAGAUCACACACUCGCAGCCUCUGCCCGGGAAGAAAUGUGUGAAGGAGGCGCUGUCGGAGUUCUCGCCGGUGCUGUAUGUGGACAUCCUGGAGGGGGACGCGGAGGGCCACGUGCGCUUCAAGACCGCCGAGGACGCACGCAUCGUCAUGGCAGCACAAGCACAGCUGCACAGCAAGCACCACUGGAGACUGGAGAUCCUCUCAGGUGACCACGAGCAGAGAUACUGGCAGAAGAUCCUCGUUGACCGGCAGGCGAAGCUCAACCGGCCCCGGGACAAGAAACGAGGCACAGAAAAGCUCAUCGCCAAGGCCGAGAGGAUCAUCAUGGCCAGAGCCAAAGAAGCUAGCAAGCACAUCCGCUUCAUGGAGAACUGAUGACUGGCACCCCACACACAUGCACACACGGACGUACGCGCACACACACACACACACACACACACACACACACACACACACACACCAACUGUAAGACAUAAACAAACACACACACCAACUGUAAGACAUACACACACACAGACAUACGCUUAAACACAGCUACUGUCACCCCACUCGUGCAUACACACUCGCGCGCGCGCACGCACACACACACACACACACACACACACACACACACACACACACACACACACACACACACACACACACACACACACACACACACACACACACACACACACACACCAACUGUAAGACAUACACACACAGACAUACGCUUAAACAAACACACACAACUGCUGUAAGACACAAACACACAUGCUCAAGUGCACUGAGACCUCCCACAAACACACACACACACACACACACACACACACACACACACAGGGUGGUGCCUGCUGUUGGAUAGCAGUUGGAGCUGAACUGAUAACAUUCAUAACUUGGCACAGGUUGUCAGUCUUUGCUGAGUGUUGCGUUCGGAUUCAAGUGAGCGUGACUGACUGAUAGUCAGGGCUUUCUUUAUCAACCAUAGACCUUGUGGAAGGUUAAUCAAACGUCAAGGAAUGUGAAGGGAUGCUAAAUACCGUGUUAAAGGUUGACUAUUUUUAUGCCCAAUUUAGUUAUUUUUUAAUUAUAAAUUACCUGUAAAUGUUGUAAAUAGGAAUUAUGCUAAAGAAAAAGCCAUCCUCAAACCUUCUUUGUUAUGCAAAGUCCAGCAUCUCAAGGCUGUGUGGUGUUUUUUCCCCCCAGCAUUUCAGUAUUUUCUUGACCCAGUUUUACAGAAACCGUCUUGAUUUGUUGUUUUGUUUUUUAAAUAAACUUCAAAACUUUCCAAAGUA
Sardina pilchardus (European sardine) is the source of this 2853-nucleotide messenger RNA. It is a transcript of the gene larp7, whose product is annotated as La ribonucleoprotein 7, transcriptional regulator. The transcript is spliced from 12 exons. NCBI's taxonomy places the organism in Eukaryota, Metazoa, Chordata, Actinopteri, Clupeiformes, Clupeidae. Gene Ontology annotation, biological process: RNA processing. Bases 173 to 1954 code for a protein of 593 amino acids. The record is from RefSeq and is a predicted model, not a curated record. Gene Ontology annotation, cellular component: nucleus; ribonucleoprotein complex. Gene Ontology annotation, molecular function: RNA binding.